AUGAGUUCAACAGGAAAAAAGCCAUUUAAUGAUGAUAGUAACGAAUAUGGAAGAAAAAAGAAACGCUUAAAAAAGCUAGCAAGUAAUUUAUUCGAUGAUGAUGAUUAUGAAGAAAAAGAAAUAUCCAAUAAAAAUAAUGAUGAAAUAAAAGAUAAUAAUAAAGAAGAUAAUUUAUAUGAAAAAAAGGUAUUAAAUAAAACUAGUUAUGAUAUAAAAUCAUACUUUAAAUCUAGUUCAAAAGAUAUAGAAGAAAAAAGUUCAAUAAAAAAAUCAAAUACAAGCGAUAAUAAAGUUGCUGUGAAAAAUGUAAAUGAUUAUUUUAACAUACUACAGAAAGGAAAUAAAAAUAUAAAAAGUGAAGAUAUAAAUUCUAAUGUAAAAAAAGAAAGGGAAGAAAAUGAUAUAAUAAGUGAAGACGGAAAUAAAAAAAAAUUUAUAUCACCAGAAAAAAAUAAGACAAAAGACGAGAAUAAUCAAAACUUACCAAGUUUUGAUUAUUUACCAUUUAAUAAUCAAAAAUUUGUAUUAACAGGAGUAUUUAAAAAAUUUUCAAGAGAUGAACUGCAAUCCAAAAUAAAGGAACAUGGAGGAAGUGUAAUGACAGCUGUAUCAACAAAAACACAUUAUCUAAUUCAUGGAGAAUACCUAGAAGAUGGAAGACUAUAUAAUGAAGGAAGAAAGUAUUUAAAAGCAUUUGAAUUACAACAACAAAAAAAAUCAAAUAUUAAAAUAUUAAACGAAGAAGAAUUUUUAAAAUUGCUUCCGGAGGAAAAAAAAGAUGAUCAUAUUUCAACUGUUAAUGAAACAGGAAAACAAGAAAUUACAAAAAAUGAAAAAAGUGAUAUAUCAAAUGAAAUAUCUACAGAUACUAAUUAUAAAACAAAUAAAACUGGAAACAAUGAAGUGGACAAUGAAAAAAUCCUUAAUCAGUUAUGGGUUGAAAAAUACAAACCUAAAAAUAUAGAUGAACUAGUAGGAAAUAAUCAAAACGUUUUAAAAUUGCAAAACUGGUUAGCUAACUGGGAAGAUGUAUGUAUUAAGGGAAUAAAAAGAGAAGUAAAAAAAACAUUCCGAGGAAUUUUUGAAAAUGUAAACGCUCGAUGUGCUUUAUUAAGUGGACCUGCAGGAAUUGGGAAAACAACUACGGCAAAGCUGGUAUCUGAACAAUCUGGUUAUAAUGUCAUUGAGUUUAAUGCGUCAGAUGAGAGAAAUAAGGCUGCGGUUGAAAGAAUUAGUGAAAUGGCAACAGGUGGUUAUUCUAUAACUUCAAUAAAUAAUCGUAAAUUAACAAAAACUUGUAUUAUUAUGGAUGAAGUAGAUGGUAUGUCAAGCGGUGACAAAGGUGGAAGUACAGCAAUUUUAAAAUUAAUAGAAAAAACAAAAUGUCCUAUUAUAUGUAUAUGUAAUGAUAGACAAAAUAAUAAGAUGAGAACUCUAGCUAAUAAAUGUUAUGAUUUAAAAUUUACCUUGCCUCAAAAAAAUAGUGUUGUUAAAAGACUGUUAGAAAUAUGUAAUAAAGAAAAAAUUAUGAUGGAACCAAAUGCUUUAGAAUUAUUAUGGGAAAGUACUCAUGGGGAUAUGAGGCAAAUGCUAAAUACUCUACAACUAUUAUCUAAAACUUAUACAAGAAUUCAAUUUUUAGAUUUGAAAAAAGAACUUAAUAAUUCCAAUAAGAAUGUACAAUCUUUAGCUAAUCCAUUUGAAAUAACACUUAAGCUCUUAAAUUUUCAUGAAUCAUCAAAAUUAAAAAUAAGAGAAAUAAUGGAUUUAUUUUUUGUUGAUUAUGAAUUAAUCCCAUAUUUUAUUAGUGAAAAUUACACUAAUGUUUUUAAUGACAAUGAUAAAUCAGCAGGUUCUUUAAAUAAAUGGAAUGCAUAUUCUCAAAUAGCUUAUGAUCUAUCUUUGGCUGAUAAAAUAAAAUAUAAUAUGAAAAGUACUAUGGAUUUCUCCUUAUUGCCACAUUUUUGCAUUUUAUCUUGUGUGUGCCCAGUUAUGCGAAUAAAACUACUAAAAUCUUUUAUGUCAGGUAGAGUUAACUUUCCUUCAGCAUUUGGAAAGAUUUCUACUUUUAAUAAAAAUAAAAGAUUACUUAAUGAAUUAUGUUUUAAUUUAUCAUAUAAACUUAAUGUAUGCCCAAAAUAUAUGGUUACCUCUGGAUUUUUAAAUUAUAUAUACUUUAAAAUUAUGACUCCAUUACUUAAAAAUAAUACAAAUGAAACAAUAACAUUUAUGGAAGAUUACAAUAUUACAAGAGAAAUGAUAACCGAACAUUUACCCUCUCUAAGAUUAUCAAAUCAAGAAAACUUAUACGAGAAACUUGAUUCAAAAGUAAAGUCUUCAUUUACUCGUUUAUAUAAUGCUUCUCAUGUUAUUAAAAAUGAUCCUAAUUCUUUAAGAAAGACUUUUAAAUUAAAUGAAAAAACUAAUAUCUUUAAAAUUAAUGAGUAUGGAUCCGAUGAAGACAUAGACAACUUAAGUGACACAAAAGAAGAAAAAGAUGAUGAUUUAUUAAUUAAAAGUAAGAUAGAUAAAAAGAGUACUAUGAAAAUUAAAUCUGCAACGAAACCCAAAGCAGUUAACAAAAAUAUAAAAAAAAAAAAAUAA
Plasmodium relictum is the source of this 2604-nucleotide messenger RNA. Its product is annotated as replication factor C subunit 1, putative. The coding region runs from base 1 to 2604 and encodes 867 amino acids. Gene Ontology annotation, cellular component: DNA replication factor C complex; nucleus. Gene Ontology annotation, biological process: DNA repair; DNA replication. NCBI's taxonomy places the organism in Eukaryota, Apicomplexa, Aconoidasida, Haemosporida, Plasmodiidae. Gene Ontology annotation, molecular function: ATP binding; DNA clamp loader activity; DNA binding. The transcript has a single exon. The record is from RefSeq and is a predicted model, not a curated record.